Molecule: messenger RNA, 1743 nt
Organism: Cyclocybe aegerita
Lineage: Eukaryota; Fungi; Basidiomycota; Agaricomycetes; Agaricales; Hemipholiotaceae
Source: the annotation of a GenBank genome assembly
AUGCAGCGGUUCCUGCGUGUCAACUUUGUCAUGGAAGAACUCGAUAAGGCUGCCGUGCAAGUCCUCAAAUUACGACACGCAAGCUCCACCGUCUUCGACUUCGUGAUGGAUAUGUAUGCAAAAGAUAUUGAGAAUUCGAAUGAUGUCAAUACAAACGACGCCUCAGACCGAGCAGUGCUAUCUAAGGGCUUGCGAGAGAUUGUGGAUGCUGCCCGGGAGCAGCAGCGACUUGAGGCGAGCGACGCUGCCUCACUCCCAUUCCAAACUAUGAUCAAUAGGGACGACAGCACUAGUGGCGACCUUUGUGGGGACUGGCAGCACUUUCUGGAUCAAAGCACGACGGAGCUGAUUGAACACAGAGGCCGAAACUUUCGAAACUGGAUCAAACAACGCGAGGAAAACCCGCCCAGGCGGAACACCAACAUAUUCACAUGGAUCAAGUCGAAGAAUGGUCAGGAUUAUGCGGGCUAUGAGCAUUCAGACAGUGAGGAUGAUGGCUUUGAUCCUUUUGAAGGCUACGAGCACCUUUAUGUCAGUGAAGACCAGAACGUCUCACCAACCUCUCCAGACGGAAUCCCCCCCUCUGGUGCCUCUCCUGGUGCCUCCCCCACCUCUCCUGAACCUGAUGAAGUAGCAGUACCCAUGGAUGCUGAAACCAACCUCCUGGUUUCCCUCCGCCUUAUGUACGGAUUCAACCCAUCCCCUACUGCUCAAACACCCCACCCUCAAGCACCCAACCUCCGGAGUUGGUCAGAUGUCCUGGGUGUCAUCGGGACAAAAUCAGAACCUGAUGUCUCAGACCGAGACAAGGUUCUAAUUCGCGAGUUCAUUUCAUGCCUCAUCGACAGCUCUUCGGGAUUGCCAGCACCCUCCGACGACCUCAACGCAACAUCGGAUCAGCCUUUGGCAACAUCCUUUGCGCUCGACACUGUGGAACACAUCAGUGAGGACCUAUACGUGUUCAAGCUACCUCCUUCCCCCUCUUGCAAAUGGGUCAUCGGUGUUGAUCGCCCCACGACUGUUCUUUACAUCUGUCGACUGGUCGCCUCCGCUCCGAACACGCAUACGGUGCUGACAAUCGCCUACCACCUACUUGAGCACCACAUACCCUUCCGCACCCUCCUUCUGCAGGCCUCCUCGGAGCCCGAACAGCUCAAUCUCCCAUACGCAGACAACGCCAACCGUUUUAACAAGCACCAAUUCACGACAGCAGACUUCGACAGUGCUAUGCUCGAGUGCCGCGUGCUGCUGGGCCGCCUGCAAGGGCGAGCUGCAAUACUUCGCGGUGGCAUUGUAGGGAGGAUUGCAAGGGAAUUCGGUAGUAAGGAGUCUGGGUUGCAAGGACCGUCCAUCGAGGUCACAGUGCAUCAUUCGGGGUACUUUGUCCCGUCUAAACACGACGGGUAUUUCUACUGGGAUGACGACCUCACUGGUGAGGAGAUUGCAUGUUUGUGUGGGACAUACUGCCUCUAUACAGGGCGUGGCGAGCAGACAACAACGGUCUCGUGGUUCCCUCCUCCGGACGUUUGGGACAAGCAGGGUUAUGGCUGGCCAGGAUGGACAGAAACUAACGAGGAGUUUUUCCAGCAGUGGAUAGCAGACAUUCGCAAGGGCAAUGCCAAACCCCUGUCGCGUCAAAACUGGUGGCGCAAGGUUCAUAGCAUCAAGAACACGAGGUCGAUGCUUAAGAACAACAGGGAACGGGCAAAGGCAUACGUCGAGUUGAACAUUCAUGCUAUGUAG